AGUCUUUUAUUUGAUUAACAUCAUAGCUUGUUUGGAAUCAUCACUCAAUCUUUUAUUUUAAUUGCAUUGGCUAUCAUGCUUUAAUGAUCUUUUCAACUCCUCCUUUUCCUUAGUUGCAUAGCAAAUAAAAAAACAAGUCCCUUCCCUUGUGUGAUUGAAAUUUGAUCAUAAAAUGGGGGAUUUGAUCAUCGGUCCGAGGUUGUACGGAUGCUACAAAUGCAGAAACCAUGUGGCCAUCCAUGAUGAUAUUGUUUCAAAGUCGUUUCAGUCGAAAAAUGGAAGGGCCUUCCUCUUCUCGCACGCGCAAAACGUGUAUUCGGGUAGAAAGGAGGAUCGGCAGAUGAUGACGGGGCUGCACUUGGUGGCGGACGUGCACUGUGCCGAUUGCAGAGAGGUUCUUGGUUGGAAGUAUGAGAAGGCUUACGAGGAAUCCCAGAAAUACAAGGAAGGCAAAUUUGUGCUUGAAAAAUUCAAGAUUGUUAAAGAAAAUUGGUAGCUGUCCUUUGGGAUUUGCAUAUAUAAGUAUUUCUUUCACUAUGUAUAUACACUUCUGUCACAAUUAAAAUUGUAAUUGUAAAGUUGCCAACUGGUAAAUACUAGUUUUAUGUUUCUUCA
Messenger RNA from Salvia hispanica, 615 nucleotides. Its product is annotated as protein yippee-like At4g27745. Lineage: Eukaryota; Viridiplantae; Streptophyta; Magnoliopsida; Lamiales; Lamiaceae. The record is from RefSeq and is a predicted model, not a curated record.